Carassius carassius (crucian carp) is the source of this 4743-nucleotide messenger RNA. RefSeq names its product interferon-induced very large GTPase 1-like. Gene Ontology annotation, molecular function: GTP binding. NCBI's taxonomy places the organism in Eukaryota, Metazoa, Chordata, Actinopteri, Cypriniformes, Cyprinidae. The transcript has 4 exons. Bases 1891 to 4743 code for a protein of 950 amino acids. The record is from RefSeq and is a predicted model, not a curated record.
CUUAUAAAAGAUGAUAAUCCCUUUCCUCAUUUGCACCAUCCAUCACAAGCAGAAUCAGUAACAACAGGAGGACUAUCACAGGAAGAAUCAGCAGCAUCACGAGCAGAAUCAUCAGCUUUAGGAAAAGCAGCUCAGCCAGAAACAGCAGCAUCAGUAGGAGCAGUACAAGCAGCAUCAGGAGCAACAGCACAGUCGGAAUCAGGAGGAGCAGCACAAGCAGCAACAGGAGAAGCAGUACAGUCAGAAUCAGCAGCUUCCAGAGGAACAUCACAAUCAGAAUCAGUAGCAUCACAAGCAGAAUCAUCAGCAUUAGGAAAAGAAGCACAGUCAGCAUCAUCAGGAGCAUCACAAGCAGAAUCAUCAGCAAAACAUGCAGAAUUGGCACUAUCAGGAGGAACAUCACAACCAGAAUCAGUAGCAUCACAAGCAGAAUCAGAAGCAUCAGGAGGAACAUCACGACCAGAAUCAGUAGCAUCACAAGCAGAAUCAACAGCAUCAAGAGAAGCAUUACAAACAGAAUCAGCAGAAUCAGAAGUAGAAUCAGUAGCAUCACAAGCAGAAUCAGCAGGAUCUCAAGCAGAAUCAGCAGCAUCAGGAGGAUCAUCACAAGCAGAAUCAGUAGCAUCACAUGCAGAAUUAGCAGCAUCACAAGCAGAAUCAGCACCAUCACAUGCAGACUUAGCAGCAACACAAGCAGAGUCAGUAACAUCAGGAGGAACAUCACGACCAGAAUCAGUAGCAUCACAAGCAGAAUCAACAGCAUCAAGAGAAGCAUUACAAACAGAAUCAGCAGAAUCAGAAGUAGAAUCAGUUGCAUCACAAGCAGAAUCAGCAGGAUCUCAAGCAGAAUCAGCAGCAUCAGGAGGAUCAUCACAAGCAGAAUCAGUAACAUCACAUGCAGAAUUAGCAGUAUCACAGGCAGAAUCAGCAGCAUCACAAGCAGAAUUGUCAGCAUCAGGAGGAACAUCACAAGCAGAAUCAGUAGCAUUACAAGCAGAAUUAUCAGCAUUAGGAGGAGCAGCACAGUCAGAAUCAGCAGCAUCAGUAGGAACAUCACAAACAGAAUCAGUUGCAUCACAAGCAGAAUCAGCAGCUUUAGGAGGAGCAGCACAGUCAGAAUCAGCAGAAUCAGGAGGAGCAUCACAAUCAGAAUCAGUAGCAUCACAAGCAGAAUCACUAGAAUUAGGAGGAGCAGCACAGUCAGAAUCAGCCGAAUCAGGAGGAGCAUCACAAGCAGAAUCAACAACAUCAAGAGAAGCAUUACAAACAGAAUCAGCAGGAUCAGAAGCAGAAUCACUAGCAUCACAAGCAGAAUCAGCAGGAUCACAAGCAGAAUCAGCAGCAUCAGGAGGAUCAUCACAAGCAGAACCAGCAGCAACACUUGAAGAAUUGGCAGGAUCAGGAGGAAUAUCACAAACAGAAUCAACAACAUCAAGAGAAGCAUUACAAACAGAAUCAGCAGGAUCAGAAGCAGAAUCACUAGCAUCACAAGCAGAAUCAGCAGCAUCAGGAGGAUCAUCACAAGCAGAAUCGGUAGCAUCACAUGCAGAAUCAGUAGCAUCACAAGCAGAAUCAGCAGCAUCACAAGCAGAAUCAGCAUCAUCACAUGCAGAGACAGCAGCAUCAGGAGGAACACCACAAGCAGAUUCAGUAGAAUCACAUGCAGACUUAGCAGCAUCACAAGCAGAGUCAGCUGUAUCACAAGCAGAAUAUGCAUUAUCAAGAGGAGCAUUACAAAAAGAAUCAGAAGCAUCACUGGGAGUAUUAGCAGGAUCAGCAGGAGCAACUGGACUUACAGGAUUACUGGCAGGAUCAGGGCUUGUUACAGGAGAAAAAUCUGCUAUUUUUGGAUCACAUAGGCACAGACAAUUACAGACAGAAGCAGUAGAGAUGAGAGACAUAUUUCCACAGACAGAGAGGUCACGGACCAAGAAGACAGAAAGAGAACAGCUUCUACUAAUGCCAGAUUCAUCUGAAAACACAGAUACGUGUGUAACAGGAAAGAUAAUCCCUGAGCAAAUGACUGAAGACUCUACAUCUAAUGACUCAGUAAAAGGAGAACACAAGGAAACCACAGGAGUCAGACCAGAUCAACACCUACAACAGGAAAAGAUUGGAAGAGAAAAAAUAAAGCAUUUAUUUCACAAACUUCAUCUUGAAGGCAAGCGCUGCAAUAAACUGAUAACUUCAGAUGUCCUUCAGAUAACUGAACAUUCUUUACAGUUCCAUGAGUCUUGUGCUGAGGAGGAGCUGGUUCAGACUUUCCUACAAAAAGUACUCAUGAUGAACUACAGAGCAAGAUACAUUCAUGUUAAUAAGACAAGUCAACAGGAUCACACACAAGAAACACAUAUUGACUUAUCUGAAGAUAAUGUUGAUAUAUUCAAGGCAGUGUCCUUGUCAGACAAAGGAACAAUGCAGCCUGAGCACAUUCACCCAAUGGAUGUUCAGAUGGCCGUGUUUCACUGUGCUGAUGGUUUCCUGAAGCAGAUGAUGGUGACUAAACUGUCCCAGUGUCAGUACGCUUUGCCUCUGCUUGUUCCUGAUCCAUUCACUCAACAGACUGAGUUUCCUCUCUGGACAUUCAGACAAAUCAACAAGAGCUGGAAGAUGAGAAGCAUCAACAAUGAAAUCAUCAGUCAAACCCAGCCCAUCUACAAGGCAGAAACUCCAAUGGUGUUUUUCUUCAGGUUUGGCUCUGUGUCUUCAUCCAAGUCUCAGCUGAUGAACAGUCUGAUCAAUGAGAAACACAACACGUUCUUCCACAGGAACUGCCCAGGCAGCAGCAGAACCAGAGUCUUGUUGGAUGGAGUGGUGGAGAUCGCCUGGUUCUGCCCUUCUGGGAAAAACACAGAUAAAUUCACUGAGUGUGUAGCAUUCUGUAAUCUACAUGGUGAUGCAGGAGACCAUGAGAAAAAGCUGCAGAUCCUAACUGAAAUUAGCUCAGUCAAUGUUGUUCUUCUUCCACAACUUGACAGGAAUGACAGACAUGCAGCAAAGAUCCAAAACCUGUACAAAGGCAGAAAGCCCCUCAUUUGUAUUUUUACAAAGGAUGAAUCUACUGUAACAGAGAUGAUGAAAGGGAAAUACAAAAUUGGUUUGAAAAACAGAAGUCAGUCAGAUGUAUCUGAAGAACUCAGAAGAAUUAUAAAUGAUUGUGUCUCAGAAUCGUCUCACACUUUCAGACUUGAAGAUGUGUCCAAACACCCAGAUGUCAGAGUAGAUGAAGAAGAUGAUGAUGACUGCAGGAGAGGAAGAGAAGCAGCACAGCAGAUGAUGAGUUUACUGGAGAAGAGGGAUCUGAGAGAAAUCAAAGACUCAUUUCUGCCUCAUCAGGGGAAACUGUGGCAUCAGUGGAGUCAGAAGAACAGAGAACUACAUCGCCCUCGAACAGAAGAGAUAGAAAUAUACAUCAGUAGAAAACAAACAGAAAUGAUGAAUAUUCGUCAACAGCAGCAUUCAUUUAAAAUCAGUGACUUCAUUAAGUUCCUCACUAAAAAAAUGAACUCAGAUGCUGAACACGAGAAGAUGUUUUUCCUUAAAUGGCUCAGAAUCCUCUUGGAUGAAUAUACUUCAGCUGACCUUUCUGCUCUACAUCACAAAUAUGAUGAAACAUGGUCAAAAGCUAUAAAACUGAAAAAGAAACAUGGUAAAUCUGAACAACGCAAAGCUGAACAAAAAGACCUUGAGAAAAUAUCCGAGGAGCUUCAAGCUGUGACCUUUGGUUUGGAGCACAUCAUGAGAGAAAUCGCUCAGAUCUAUGAAUCAUGUUCAUUUGUUAAUGAGAACAAGAAAGACCUCCAGGUUAACUUCUCUUCUCUCCCAACUCUUGCAGCAGAGAUGAUGAUCUCUGGAUCUCCACUGGAGCUGAUGGAUGGAGAUGCUGCUCAUGUUCCUGUGAUCUGGAUCUCUGCUGUUCUAGAUGAACUCGUCCAGAAACUGGGAGACCAGAGAGUCUUUGUGCUGUCAGUUUUAGGGCUUCGAGGCUCUGGGAAAUCCACCAUGCUGAACGCCAUGUUUGGACUGCAGUCUGCCGUCAGUGCUGGCAGGUGCACCAGAGGAGCCUUCAUGCAGCUGAUCAGAGUCUCAGACGAGAUGAAAACACAGAUGAACACUGACUAUAUUCUGGUUGUUGAAACAGAGGGCCUUCAUGCUCGAGAACUGGCUGGAAGAUCAACAAAAGAUCAUGACAAUGAAUUGGCAACAUUUGUUGUUGGUCUUGGAAAUCUGACUCUGAUCAACAUCUUUGGAGAAAACCCUUCUGAGAUGCAGGACAUUCUUCAGAUUGUUGUUCAGGCUUUCCUGAGGAUGAAGAAGGUCAGACUGAAUCCCAGCUGUGUGUUUGUGCAUCAGAACAUUCCAGAUGUCAGAACUGGAGGGAGAAACAUGGAGGGAAGGAGACGACUGCAGGAGACACUGGAUGAGAUGACAAACCUCGCUGCUAAAGAUGAAGACUCUGAUGCAGAAUGUUUCAGUGAUGUCAUUAGAUUUGAUGUUCAGAAUGAUGUGAAGUAUUUCACUCCACUCUGGGAGGGAAACACACUAAUUGCUCCUCCAAACCCUAACUACUGUGAGAACAUUCAAUCUUCCCAGAGAGACAUAUUUCCACAGACAGAGAGGUCACGGACCAAGAAGACAGAAAGAGAACAGCUUCUACUAAUGCCAGGUAAAAUAAUAAAAAAUAAUAAUAUAGCUGCCAACAGCGAUGGCGGGCCCAAACCAGCAGUGCAAAUGCCACCCUAG